Molecule: messenger RNA, 687 nt
Organism: Gregarina niphandrodes
Lineage: Eukaryota; Apicomplexa; Conoidasida; Eugregarinorida; Gregarinidae
Exons: 1
Coding region: 1-687 (228 amino acids)
Source: RefSeq, a predicted model, not a curated record
AUGCCCCGGUCGCAGCAGGACGGACCCUUGCUAGCGAGCGCCACGGAGGCGCUGCAGGGCGCAUUGUGGAAUGUCAUUAAGGCGCAGGGGUUGGGCGACCUGCAGUGGAUUUCUGACGCAGUGUUCAAGAAGAACUGGCGGAACGAACGGGAAGCAGAGGAAAGAGCGUGGCCGGGCGGUGGACGGCAGACGGGUGAGGCGAAUGUGAGGCGCGCGCUUCGAAACCUACGUCGCACACGGUUCACGCCCCGUGCGGAGCUCCCCACGGCGCUGGUCGCACGCUUUAGUGAGGUCGAUGCAAACCAAUUGGACGAAGCACAACUAAACUCACUCACCGUCGUACGACGGUCCACUCUCCUACUCUCUCUCUACGCCUGUCUCUGGUCUUCGCCACGUUCGGACACAUACACCCACACGCGCUCAGACGCGCGCGUCGAAAUUAGCGAAGCCAGCGAUGAAACCAGCACUCAAACCGGACGCAUAGUCUGGACCCAAGCACUCAACCUACUCAGCUGGGCUGCCGAGGCAGACGCCGGGCUCGACGCUGAUGGCAUCUUCCAAGAAUGCCUCGCCCUGAUCAUCGACGUUGAGAAACGAGUCUACGCUAUCAGCGCCUGUAGGGGCGCCAGCGAGACCUUCCACGACAAAGAGUCGCACAGCGCCAUCUCCAACCGGAUUCUCACGUAA